AUGUUCGCAGCACGAACGGGAUCGAAGCGCACGGAUUUAUUGACUCUACUUCAAAUUAUGCAAAAUAUUCUAUUCCUUCUCUGUGCAGUACUUGCUGGGACCACUGCUAUUGAUACUCGACAGACAGAUGCUCGAAAGGGUCAUUUAUUCGUAUACACUCUGCACUCAGCAGCCUUCUUUCCUACUGCAGUUGAGGUUGCAUGGUCAGCUACCUUGAAAAAUCGUCCAGCACUUCCCUCGUGGCUUCAUCUCGUACCAUCGCGACACAAGGCGAUUGCGUACCUUGUAGGGACUCCAGUGACUGGGGUAAGGCAAGUUACUGUUCAUGUCUUUGCCAAACGACUUGACACAUUUGAAACGAAGCAGCAGUACAUCGUUAUUUCCCUUGCCGAUGACGAGCGUUAUACCCGAGCUACGCAACAAAUCAUAGACUUGCAUGUAACUAACGUCGAAGCUGAAAGUUUCCUCUCUGAUAGGACUGGACUAAUAGGUACCGUUUUUAUCGAAAUUUUGUUCCUUCUGUCUACUUUAAAGGAUUGGAAAAUGAAAUGGGCUGUGUUCCCCUUCGAUAGGCAGUUGGAGAAGUCAGCUCGGGAAGCGUUCCGAGGAAAACAUGUGAAUCCUUACAUCUACAAUAUUGAAUCGGAGUUUCAAGUUCCACAAGGGAAGGAGCAUUUGUUCAGAAAUCAGAAAAGCAGUUCGCUGAUUUCGAUAGGUUCACAACGUGGAUUUUAUCCCACAGUGCAUAAACUAAUCCGCAAUUUGCAAAGAAAUCCAUCAUUCUGUAAGAAGCAACGCCUUGUUGCAAUAAACAAAUAUUUUGCGCCAACAAAUGUAACAAUGUUGCAUGACUUUGUAGAUGGAGACAUUGGAACGGAGCAUUAUGAAAUAGAGGUGCCUGCAGACUUAAUGGUUACAGCCACACCAGCUCAACCUGUCCGUGAAAUUGGCGCUGUGUCGGAUGGGUAUUCAUUCUGGGAGAGUGUGCUAGUCUUCCCGCUAAUUGCGGUCUUCUGUAUAAUACUUGUGCUUGUAUUGAGCUUAAUUUUCUUUGGAAGAAGAGAAGGCCAACAAUGGAGGGACUACAAAACACCAAAAGAGCAGUUGGACGAAUACGUCAGCGUACGGCAGAGUCAGAGACAUUUGCGUGAGCUCUCCGUUCAACGGCAACUCCUGCUAAUGGCAGGAAACCGCGAUCAUUCCUCUCCUCCUUAUGGAGUUCAAUCGUUCCUGCAGCCAAAGUACAAAAGCGUUACGAAUGGAGUGGACUCUGGUAGCAGAUUCAGCAAGAGUGCAAGCAAACUUAACGACAAUAAUGAGGCGGCAAGACAAUGCGGUAGCUCCCUCCAUCUCUAUAGAAAUCCUUUAGAAAGCGAAACUGACGAGGAGAACGAAGACGAUAGCCUUGACGAAAAGGAUGUCAGGGCGCAUGAUUCCUAA
Messenger RNA from Strongylus vulgaris, 1440 nucleotides. The record is from the annotation of a GenBank genome assembly. Lineage: Eukaryota; Metazoa; Nematoda; Chromadorea; Rhabditida; Strongylidae.